Hippopotamus amphibius kiboko is the source of this 675-nucleotide messenger RNA. Its product is annotated as sterile alpha motif domain-containing protein 1-like. The transcript has 2 exons. Bases 1 to 675 code for a protein of 224 amino acids. NCBI's taxonomy places the organism in Eukaryota, Metazoa, Chordata, Mammalia, Artiodactyla, Hippopotamidae. The record is from RefSeq and is a predicted model, not a curated record.
AUGAAGAUGGAGAUGGUGAUGGAUAUGGUGGGGGUGUUGGUGGUGACGCCGGCACGUGGCCUCUGCCCGGAGAAACAUAAGCCGACAGGAUUUGCACCCAAGUCGCACGUCCGCGGGCGCAAGACUGCGGUGCUCAGCGAAGCAGCACCGCGUCCCCGAGCGCGGCGGCUCCGCGGGCCCCGAGCCCCCUCCGCCUCCCCCGCGCCCCCUCCGGGCCCCGCGCCCUUCUCGGCACGCUCUCGGCGGCCCCUCGGCGCGCCGGCACCGCCUCGCGGGGCGCGCACAGCCCGAGUCCCGGACCACCGGGUCGGUCUGCAUCGCCCGCAGGGAGCACCCGCAACCCCGGUCCACUCCCCGCCGAGCCCCCCGGCCCGGCCACCGGUCACUUACGCCUGCGCUGGGCCCACCCGGCGGCCCCGAGACAAAAGCUGCGCGGCCGCUGCGCCGCCGGCUGCUCUUGGAGCCGCGGCUGCCGGGGACCGGGAGGAGGAUGGGGCGGAGGAGACGGGGGAGGAGCGGCGGAGGGGACCGCGGAGGAGGGGCCGCCGCGCUGCCGGCCACCCAGCUGGGGCCGCCCAGACCCAAGCCCUCCUCCCCGGCCCGCCGCCCUUCCCGGUUCUUGGCAGAAAACCUCACCCCAGGGACCUGGGUACCGCCCCUCGAGGGGCGGAGUGA